AUGACAAUUGGGAUGAGGGUAGCAGAGACAACUGAAAAAGGCAUGCAAUAUGAGGUCCUUAAGUCUCCAUCGGCGUGCCUAUACCCUCCCCAUGGUGCGGAGCUCGUGAUGAUACGGCCGAACAAGUCCCAACUACUAUUCGAGGACUUCAUGAUCCAGCAAGGCGCGCCUUGGACGGAGUUCCUCAAGCCUCGAGGAAAAGGCAAGACAAAGCUCAAUUCCGUCUGCGUCAUCACCAAGGUCUACCUUACCACCUCGUGGGCUAUUGCGUCAUCCGAAACUGCAGAACCGGGAUCGACAGUGACGCUGAUCCACAACGAGUCUGAUCCUGAAGUCCUCCGCUGGGAAGACUCCCCCGUGGACAUCAAAACCUAUGUGUCCCCACCGAGAGAGAGUAGCCCCGAAGACGGCACUCCUGCGAGGCCCACGGAGUGCAUUGCCGUUGGCGGAUACAAGCUCGACCCUCCAGGCCAGUUCAUUCAAAGCUUGACAGACAUUAGGCAGGGUGUCCGGAGUUCCAUGAAUAAGGGUGUGUAUGUGACAUCGAUGUUCGAAAGGUUCUAG
This is a messenger RNA of Cyclocybe aegerita, 564 nucleotides long. The record is from the annotation of a GenBank genome assembly. NCBI's taxonomy places the organism in Eukaryota, Fungi, Basidiomycota, Agaricomycetes, Agaricales, Hemipholiotaceae.